Messenger RNA from Verticillium alfalfae VaMs.102, 3297 nucleotides. RefSeq names its product kinesin-II 95 kDa subunit. Bases 1 to 2748 code for a protein of 915 amino acids. Gene Ontology annotation, biological process: microtubule-based movement. Lineage: Eukaryota; Fungi; Ascomycota; Sordariomycetes; Glomerellales; Plectosphaerellaceae. Gene Ontology annotation, molecular function: microtubule motor activity; ATP binding; microtubule binding. The record is from RefSeq and is a predicted model, not a curated record. The transcript is spliced from 3 exons.
AUGGCAACAACGCUACCAAGGCCAUCUCGUCCUUCCAACGGGCCGCCCACAAUGGCCCUCCCCGCCCUACCUAUCGCCAAAACUCGCAAGAGCACAGGCAACAUUCCAACACCUGCAAGCAGGUCCAUUCCCAACACUCCGAAUCCCAAGAGCGGGCUCAGGGCACCAUCUACGAGCUUCGCACCACCGACCUCCCCCGCCCCGACAUCCGCACUGCCACAGCCAAGGUCGUCAUCUGCUCUUGGCACGCCAGCCCGGACACUUCGAAAGACUGUGAGCAUCAACUCGUUCCCACAACCACCACGAAGUGAAGGGCGGGUGAGCAGCUUGCCACCGAGUCCUCUCGGAGCCGAUUCCCCAAGAAACUCUGUCCGAAAAUCGCGAGCUUCACUCGCGCCCUCAUACUCCCAUCUCAGCAACGGUACCCCGAGCCUCCUCAACAAUAGUGGCGAGGGCAAGUCAAUAUCUAGUGCCAGCGUGCGCAUGUCGGAUGGACUCAUCAGCAUCUCUUCUCCACCUCAGAGUAGGAGUUCCUCGGCGCAAGAUUCAUAUUCCACCUCAGCAACCACCUAUGACGAUCCUGUCGACGGAGCAGCGUCCAAAGGUGCCGAUGCAAGCGACAAAAGAUUAUCCAAACUUGAAGGCAAGGGCAAUGUGCUUGUCAGCGUCCGUGUGCGUCCCGACGCCAAUGGAAGCGACAACAACAAGUCCGAAGGCGAAUGGAUGGUCGAUGGCCGCAAGUCGCUUGUCGCAUAUCGCGGCAAAGACGGAGGAGACCACUUUUACGACAAUGUUUUCUCGACACACGACGACAAUGGUCGGGUAUAUGACCACAUUGCCAAGCGCUUGGUACGCCGGGUCAUGGAGGGCUAUCACGGAACUGUCUUCGCCUACGGUAUGACUGGUACUGGUAAAACUUUCUCCAUGCAAGGCACGGCAUCAUCUCCUGGUGUUAUACCGUUGGCAAUUACGGAUAUCUUUUCGUACAUCCGGGAGACACCCUCGCGCGAGUUUCUUCUGAGAGUCAGUUACCUCGAGAUUUACAACGAGCGGAUCCACGAUUUGUUGAGCAUGUCGACCGCCGGAGUAGGCGUCAAUGCUGGGCAAGAGGAGAUCAAACUCAGGGAAGACGCCAAGCGCGGCGUUUAUGCCAGUCCCUUGAAGGAGGAAAUCGUCCAAAGUCCCACUCAGCUGCUGCGGGUGAUCGCUCGUGGAGACCAGGCGCGUAGGACGGCGAGCACGCAGUUCAACGCCCGAAGCUCUCGCAGUCACGCCGUCGUCCAGAUCGUGGUAGAGAGUCGUGAGCGCAUCCCGGGCAACACGGGGGGCGAGAGCAAACGCUCUGGCAUGCUUCCUGGCGGUGUGAGGGUAUCGACCCUAAGCCUAAUUGAUUUGGCCGGUUCAGAAAAGGCCGCCGAGUCAAAGGAGAGACGAACCGAGGGCUCCCACAUCAACAAGAGUCUGCUGACUCUUGGAACUGUCAUCUCAAAGCUCUCCGACAGCAAAGACAAGGAGGGAAAAUCCGCCGACAAGGACGGAAAGCAUCUCCCUUAUCGUGACAGCAAGUUGACCCGGCUUCUGCAAGGAGCUUUGUCCGGUAAUUCUCUUGUCAGCAUUCUCUGCACCAUUCAGAUUGCUCUGCAGGCACCGCAGCAACGCGCCAGAGUGUUGUUGGAGCGAUAUCGCGUGGAGAUUGCCGACUUGCGACUGCAACUUGAUGCCCAGGCAAAAGCGAAGAAGCAGCAAAACGCCGAAGAGGAGAAGACGCGUGAUGUGGAAGAGGAGAAGGUCCGAGAGCUGGAGGCUGAACAUCGUCACGAAGAGCAGAUGCUCGAGAUGCACUUGGCACGAACCGCACUCAAGGAGCGCAUCGAUCACCUCAACCGCCUCAUCCUGAGCUCCAAAUCGACCGGCGUCAAUAGCGGCACCUUUAGCUCUCUCGGCGUCCGGUCCUCCAUGCUUUCUUCCAGGUCAUCAAUGGCGACCCCGAGCAGCGGACGGCCUCUGAUCGAAAGGACAUCCUCUAUGACUUCUGCGACGUCCACCAUAGGGCGCCGAUCAAGUGGCGGCGCUAAGCGGUUUUCUGGCGGUGAAACGGCACCUGAAGACGAGGACAGUACGGGCGAGUACGGAGACGGCACCGCAUCGCUGACAGCCCAAAACCGUGCUUUGCAAGCCGACCUAGCAGACAAGACGCGAUACAUUCAAACGCUAGAGAAACGAUUGAUGCAAGCGCGGCGGGCCAGCUCGUCUCGGACGUCUAUUGGAUUCUCCGCGCCGAACAAGGGCAUCAUGGUGGGCGAAGACCACAGUGUCUCGACGCUGUUGAAGGACAAGGACACGGAGAUUGCCGACCUCCGGGCCAGGUUAGAUGACAAGGACCGCAUGCUCGCUGCACUGCGAAGUGCGGCCCGGUCUCGGGACACUGCUGAGGGCACCUCGGAUAACCGAACCUCAUCAAUCUUCGACAGCAUCGGGCCGCCCCCUACAAGUCCUCCCGCCGCUGCGGCACCCCUAUUCCCAGAUGGCCGCAAUCGACGUAAGAGUGUGGACGAGAUGAGCAAGAUGCUUGACGAGAUGAUUCACGAACGCGUCGAAAACGGCCAGAUCGUGCGUGGCAAUCGGGGCAGCGUACGAGUCGUCAAUGAACGCAGACUCGAGCCCCUACCCGAGCCAGCGACUGGGUUGGAGCCACUUCGGCAGAGCCCGACGUUGGAGGAUGCGCCAAAGGUGCUUGUGGAGGCGUGAGAGUGGGAAGAUGACCCGCUUGGAUGUACGGAUGGCAGAUGGCAGACGUGAUGAGGUUACUCGAUAUCCCCUGGUUUGAGGAGGACAAGGAGGGGUGUCCAUGAGAAAAGGCGUUCUGGUUUGGCCAUUUUAUACUUCUUUUUUCUUGCUUCCGCGCUUAUACCCGACUUUCGUUUGCGGGCCCGCUGGGGGCGAUACAAGUUCAUUCUUACCUUCGAUGGAUGGGUUUUCAGAGGGGUGGACGGUAUGUGUUCAUUUUUUGUUUGCUUGUAUCACGCGAGGUCAACGGCAAACACGGAGACGGGAGACGGCGAUGGACGAAUGUCAUGUCCAGCAUCGAGCGCCUCUGCCGUUUGCUUUUAAUAGGGGAGACGACUCGGGCAGGCAUAACGUAGACAUACAUAUACACAUGUAAACACAGCACCGAGGAGACGACAGAGGGCUUGGGGCAGCUGGGGUUCCGCUUGCGCUUUAUGACUAGCGAUGCCCUGCUGACGAUGCGCUCAUGGUGCAAAGAGCAAUGGUCUAAUAAUGAAUUUUCUUGCAUCC